AUGUCCCAGUGCUACUUUGGAAACGUCUCCUCCCGCUCCCUUAGGGGCUACCAAUGUUACCCAGGCUCCUCCUGUGGCUCUUCCUACCCCAGCAACCUGAUCUACAGCACUGACCUCUGCUCUCCAAGCACCUGCCAGCAAGGAUCCUCCCUCUAUAGUGGCUUCCAGGAGAACUGCUGUAAGCCUACUACGUGUCAGACUUCCCUUGUGGUCUCCAGCCCUUGCCAGAUGUCCUGCUACUGUCCGAGGAUCUCUAUGCACUGCAAUCCCUUCUGGUCAACUUACCCUGGAUCUCUAGGCUUUAGGUCCAAUAGCUUCAGCUCCCUCAGCUCUGGAUCUAGAAGCUGCUACUCAGUGGGCUGUGAAUCCAGUAGCUUCAGACCCCAAGGUUAUGGAAUCUGUGUCUUCCCUUCUCUGAGCCAUGGAUCAAGAUUCUGCCAUCCAACCUACUUUGCCUCCAGGAGCUGCCAUUCAUCAUGUUACAGGCCAGCCUGA
Molecule: messenger RNA, 495 nt
Organism: Phacochoerus africanus (Common warthog)
Lineage: Eukaryota; Metazoa; Chordata; Mammalia; Artiodactyla; Suidae
Product: keratin-associated protein 13-1-like
Exons: 1
Coding region: 1-495 (164 amino acids)
Source: RefSeq, a predicted model, not a curated record